AGGAAACUAGCAAGAAAGAAACUGUGGUCGCCCCCUCUGUGUCUCGGUCUCAGUCUCUGUUUCUCUCAAAGCCUAGUUGGGUUGGAUUGGGAGACUGUAUUUAAACCAACCCCAUCUUUCUCUAAUCCGUUGUAUGUAUACCCUACUCACACAGCCAAAGAUACACAUAAUAGUUUGUGAAAUUUUCAAGUUGAAUUGUUCUCAGAUUUCCUUUUCUCUGAAACUGUUCUGUUUCUCUGCUUGAGCUUUUUUCCUUGAAUUUAUUUUGGUGAAGAUGACGGGAGAAUCUUCCAGCAAGGUGCCGGAAUCCGCAGCCGGAGAUGGGUUGGCAGGGUUGCUGAAGAAUCUAGGGCGUGAUGAGAUUUUGGAAGCCUUGUCUGAUGGAGGCGGGUUUUGUCUUCACUGUCAAGAUCUAUUGCAGACUCGUAUUCUCAAUCUAAUUAAUAAAAAAACGAGUGAGUUAUCAGUAUCAAGUGGUAAUGGUCAAAAUUCGGUAGAAUUCUGGUCUGCAAACUCGUCUAGCUCUUCUGUAUUAGAGAAAAAUUCACAAUCUUCUACUAAGAGCACAUCAUGGAGCUCUAUCCGAACCCCUGAGCCUGCUGGUCACUCAGGAAUACGAAACGGAUUUGUUAAUUCAUCACCUGCAUCAGUGGACAUAAAACAGAUAUCACUAAACGACGGGCUUGGUGUAAUGGAGGAGCAAAAGGAGCGUACUAGGUUCGCUCAAAUUGGCAGGAAAAAGGAUUAUGUUCAUAUUGAGAGGAUCGAUGGGAAGGCGACAAAUGUCCUCCAAGGACUCGAACUUCACACUCAAGUUUUUAAUACCGAGGAGCAGAAGAAGAUUGUUGAUCGUGUUUAUAAUUUACAGCGCAUGGGGCAAAACGGUCAGCUUAGAGGUAUGUAUACUAAAGCUGCAGUCGAAAUGUCAUUUAUCUCAUUUUAGAUGUUUCUUUAGAUC
Camellia sinensis is the source of this 958-nucleotide messenger RNA. The record is from RefSeq and is a predicted model, not a curated record. NCBI's taxonomy places the organism in Eukaryota, Viridiplantae, Streptophyta, Magnoliopsida, Ericales, Theaceae.